UCCCCCGGCCGGAAGCGGCGGGCGGCGCGUGCCGGGCGCGGUCCGGGCGGCUCCCGCCCCCCCGGCGGCGCGGAGUUCCCCUCGCCCCGCCGCCGCCCUCGUUCUCUCCGCGCCCCCUCGCCAGCUCCUCCGGUCCCGCCCGCCGGCGGCACGUGCCCUCCCGCCUCCGCCUCGCCGCGGGGAGCCGCCCUAGCCUGGCCGUCCCGCGGGCACCCGGCCUCCGCGGGGGCGGCGGGCGGAGGAGUAAAACCGGGCCCCGGCAGGGACGUCGGGCUGGAGCUGGAACGGGAGCUGCCGCCGCUGCCAGGUGAAGGAGAUGAUAGGUGGAAAUGAAUCCUGUACUGCAGGACCAAUACCUAUGUCCUACUUAACCUGCCUGACUUAUAUAUUGGGAGAAUGGACUGGUGUGGAGCACAUUGAAGAUUAUCUGAGUUACGCAGUCUACCUUGUAUGGGUGCUUUUUCCACUCGCAGUAGUUUUUCUGCUUCCGGGAAUUCUUGUCAUCCUCUUCUACACUUCCAUUAUCCUUCUUCAUAUUUAUAAAAGGAAGAAUGAACUAAAGGAAGCCUAUUCCAAUGAUUUUUGGGAUGGUGCAAAACAAAUGUUGGCUACCCUAUGGGAUGGACAUGGAAGAAUAUGGCACGGUUAUGAGCUUCAUGGUGCUGAAAAUAUUCCUGAAGGACCAGGGCUUAUUGUGUUUUAUCAUGGAGCUACUCCUGCUGACUAUAUCUAUUUCAUGGCAAGACUUCUUAUACAGAAGAAGAGACACUGCCACGUAGUAGCUGAUCAUUUUGUCUUUAGACUACCAGGUUUUAAAAUAUUACUUGAUGCACAUGGAGUUAUGCAUGGACCAAAAGAAGAAUGUGUCAGUGCUCUGAAGAAGGGCAAUCUGAUAGCCAUUGCUCCAGGUGGAGUUCGGGAAGCACUCUUUAGUGAUGAAAUGUAUACUAUUAUCUGGGGUAAUCGGAAGGGCUUUGCUCAGGUGGCCAUUGAUGCAAAAGUGCCCAUCAUUCCAAUGUUUACACAAAAUGUUCGAGAAGGCGUUAGGACAUUAGGAAGAAUAAAAAUACUUAGGUCACUAUAUGAACAUAUUAGAUUGCCAGUAGUUCCUGUGUACGGUUGGUUUCCAGUCAAGCUUCGUACAUUUAUUGGAGAACCCAUUCCAUACGAACCAAAUAUAACUGCUGAGGAACUAACUGCGAAGACAAAAGCAGCACUUCAAGCUCUAAUAGAAAAACAUCAGAAAAUACCAGGAAAUAUAUUUAGGGCUUUAAUGGAACGAUUUCAAACACAAAAGAAAGAAGAUUAAGGUCUUCUGAAGAAACUACUAUUUAAUUAUAAUAUUCUUAAAGUCAUAUUUGUAACUUAUUCAUUCUUCUAAUAUUAAGUUUUAAGUACUGGCCUAAUGAUACUGCUGUAUAAUUUAAGAUAUAAGACAAUUUCCCUUGCCCUUCCUCCUGCCCAGUAUCAAUCUCAGGAACCCAAACUUCAAAUCAUUCAUAAUGGGGCAAAGCUUAGUUUUUGAGAAAUGCAUUCCUACCUUGAAAGUGGCUUUUUUUCUUCCCCCCAGAAAUGACACUGCAAAUCUUUAUGUACGUGGUCACCUGUCUACCUGUCUUUUUUUUUCUUUGGUGUCCUGUCUCCCCACUGCCUUUUGCUCUUUAACCUGAAUGUUAGGCCUGCUGUAGAGCUACAGUCUGAUUGUCUUGGUUGCCAUCACUGCAACUAGGUUUUGCAGGCCAGAUUAAUGCCAUACAGCAUUUAUGAAAAAUUUCUUUAGGUUGUUACUCUUGUGCUGCUGGAAAACAGCCAGCUUUCUGGGGCCUGCAGAACCUGUAGCUAUGCCUGCAAAACCUACAGUGGAAGAUGUUUAGUUUUACUGCGCUAAGCUCAGUAAGAGUUCGCAGGAGUGAAAAUUCAUUUGAGAACUGCAGUGAACCACUUCGAUGCAGUGAAAGAGAACCCUACAGCACAGCUGCUAUUCCAAGCUCAGCCAUGUUGGAUGCCUGCCCUUGAGUAGAGAAUUGUCCCUUACACUUCUCAGUGAAUCUGCAAAUCAAAAAAAUGAGCCAAGCAUUUAAACUUUGAGACGUGGAAAUGAGAGUACUGUUCGGUAACAUGAGCUCAUAAAGCUUUAUUUUGAAGGAAAUAAAAAAUUAGUGCAACACUCCUUUUAAAAAUAGUAGUUCUUUUCAAAAGCAGGAUAAACAUUCUCCAAUACCCUUUAAAUCUAGUAUAUGUUUAAUCUGUUAACUGUGUGUGAAGAAUAUGGGUGUUUAUUUACAUAAGUUAUUAAAUCAGUGUUGAGAGGGAAAUCCUAAAUACUUUCCUUACGGGAAAACAAUUGGAUGAACAGGAAAGAGUUGCAGGAUUGGACUUUUGUGCACUUACAGUAAAUUAUAUUAUUAUGCUUUUUUUUUCUGAACUAAAGGCUAUGCUUUUAUUGUCCAGAUAGGAAAUACCUGAAAUAUUUCUUCUGUUUGCCAGCAAGUUUAAUCUACAGUUCUUAAAUUAACAUCUGGGAACUCUUUAGUUUUGGGAUGAGGUCAAAUUCCUUAAGGAAAGGCAAAAGAGAUUUUUGCUAUAUUACAUGGUCUUCUUUCAAUAUUGUUGGGGUUUGACCUUUUCUUAAAAAAAGAAAACAACAAAAAAACCCCACAUUUUGAAAGAGCAGUUACAUUCAACUUAGUAUCCAUUCCUCCCACCAUUUAAGCACAUGCUUUGCUUUAUACUCUUUUAAAUGUAUAAAUUAGUGAGAUUCUGUAAGUGCAUGAGGAUGACACUGUUAGAAAAAUAUCACUUUAUGGGAAGGUUUACAAAAAGCAAAAAGUGUACUUAUUUUAUGAUGUUAUUUCAUAUCAAAAGCAUUUUAUGUGGUGGUGAAUUAAAUUUUAAAGCUUGGGGAAGAAUCAUGUUAUAUAAAAGCAGAUGCCCAUUUUGAAGUGUUUUAAAUGACUUGGGUUUUGUUCGAAGGCAAGAUCGUGUUCUUUUUAAUUUAUCGGAACGUUUUUAAAAAAUAUUAUGUUAACACAAUAUGUCGUUAAAAGUCAUAAUGCCAAAUUCCUACAUCGGAGUAUCACUUCAGUAUGGCUUUGUUUUUACUGUCCAUCUUGAGGAAAAUGUACAUCAGUCUAUAUUGUGAAAUUCUGAAAGGUACCUGAACGUAGUUUGUGUUAGAGGUUGCAUAUGUGUAAAAGAAAACUCAGUCUGAAAGGUUUUGUUAUACGUGAACAGACCUUUGUGAUCUGAGAGUUUGUAUAAUUUAUUUUAGUAAAUAUGUGGGCUGUUUGAUGCAGUUCUGUCCCUUUAAGUAUUGAAAGAUGAGUAUAAAAAAUGAAGGGCAGUAUUGGUACUCUUUGUGUUCAUAUUUGUAUAGGCCUUUCAUAUUUAUUUCUCUAUAUAAAAUAAUGUAUAGAAGACACCUUUCGAAUAAAAUUGACAACUGGAGCAGG
This is a messenger RNA of Phalacrocorax carbo (great cormorant), 3452 nucleotides long. The record is from RefSeq and is a predicted model, not a curated record. NCBI's taxonomy places the organism in Eukaryota, Metazoa, Chordata, Aves, Suliformes, Phalacrocoracidae.